GUUUGCACAUCAUUGUUCAAGAUGUAACGCGAAAUUUGCCGGAUAUUUUUGUGGUCAAUGUAAGCACCUGACAGGCACUGAUGAUAAUCCUUACCAUUGUGAAAAGUGCGGUAUUUGCAGGUGAGAUAGAUGAUACAACUGUUGAUACAACUAUUGAAUACCCCGCAUGCUGAAUGACAACAUAUCACAAUUCCAUCAUUUUAAAAAAAUGAAGUACUGGUUCGCUUUGAUUUCUCUAACUGGCGUGUGUUCAAAAUUUUUAUUCUAGGAUUCACGGAGAUCGUUCAUUUCAUUGCGAUGUAUGUGGUGUGUGUUUGGACAUCCAACUUCGUGGAAAUCACAAAUGUCGCGCUGGCUCUGCACAUGAUGAAUGUUGCAUUUGUUUAGAGGUAGUGUAAUCGGUUUGAGCUCAAACAUGAUUUCCACUGCCAAGUUAUGUAAGUUCAAGUUUGGGCACAAUGACAAACGCUAGAGUUGAAAUUCGUUUGUAAAAUUUUCAUUUUUCUUCGCCGCUUCGUAUUCACUUUCUAAAUCGAUAUCAGUAAUUUUACAGUAUUGACCUAAUUUAUAAUGUCAAACCGAACUCAUGAUUAAUCAUUUUCAAGUCAGUGAGUUUGACAUUGUCCAUGAUUAUUAUUAAAAUUAUUGGUUUGACAACGACCCUGAAAUAGACUCGAAAUAUCACCACCAUAUUUGUGUCUUGUUUUCUUUAAUGGACUCAUAUAAUAUAUCGAGUUUACAAGAUGGCAUUAUCAUUCUGAGUUUUUUCUUAUUAUAUAUUUCUUAAAAUUGUCUGCUGGUUUAUGAUCUAUUUGAUCUAACUAUAAGGCGUACAGGACAUUUCCUCGAAAUGUCGGGAAGUGAUUUAUUUCUUUCGACCAUCAUAAAAUCGAAACGCGGAGCUUCAUAUUCUAUGUCACGGUCAAUGCUGCACGUCCAAAGUUAUACUAAAGUUUUAGACUAACUCUUACACUUGUAUUUCUAUUCUAGGAUGCAUUCACAGGAUGUCAAAUCUUACCUUGUUCUCACAAGGUGCACAAGGAGUGCGUAACGCAAAUGAUUAGAAGUGGCAUGUGAGUAUUAUGGAUGGAUUUUUAACAUUGUUUGAAUGUGGUUGAGAAUGAUAUGAAGAAUUGUCAAGCCCGAAUUAAGUUUGUGUUAUCAACCAAAGCCGAAGGCUGAGGUUGAUAACACCAACUGAGCGGUUGACAAAUAACUCUUCAUAUCUUGCGAAACCGAAUUCGGUGAUUGUUUUAUACUUUUAUUAUUUAUUUAAAAGAUGAAAAAGACAUGCAUCCGCUCCUUUGAGUUCAAUUCGUCAAAUCAAUGACCAGUUCGUUUGAAUUCCCAUUUGCAGAAAUUAUUUCCAUUUUAUGUCUUUGCCUUCCUGCUUUUCACGAGGUGUUGCGUUUAACGAGCUCAGUUUACUGGCAAAACAAAACACCCGACUUGGGAUAAUUUGGCUGUGAAAUUGAUUCACAGCCGCUUUAUUUAAAAUCUCGUCAUUUAAUUAGAAAUAUCAUAAAAUCAUUAAAAUUGAUAAUUUCAGUUAAUAACUUGAGUCUGUUAAUGUUCAUUGCCAGUAAAGGUGGCAGGACUACACGCCAAUUAGGCAAAAAAGGUAUAAUAAUGAUAUGUACAAGAAAAGACAACAAACUAAAAUACAAAGCGGCAGGCCAGCGGGAGGAGGUGGGAAGAAAAUUCGUAUGUCUUCACUCGAUCACGAGAAAGGUUGAAUUGAGAAGUGAAUAACUUUGCUUUGCUUUUAGUAGCUAAAAUUUGGCCUUGACUUAAUGUUUCUUACGUAGGUAAAAGCACCGGAAUUUCCUUCUCCGCCAAGUCCCACCUUAAUCUGCCACAAUCCAAUCUAACUAUUUCCUACUUUUAUCUUAUCACUAUAAUUCAGGCUUGACAUAAAAAACCAUAUUUCCGUAGGAAAUAUUUUUAUUUUCUUUUAUAAGAAUGUUAAGAUGUUUCAAACAUUUUGUGGCUGUUUUUGUUGAAAUUUCUUCUAUAUAAAUCUUCACGGUUUCCACAUUUCGUAUUCGUUUUUCCACAGCAUGACAUCAUAACUUUGAAUAUGAUUUUGUCAUAUUCAAGGUUAUGACGCCACUCUAUUGCCGUCGAUAGAUAUGAUGAUUCCACAGCCAAUCAGAAGCCAUAUGUCUUUUAAAUUUAUCAUAAUUAUCAUUAUCGGAGUUUAUUGCGUGCAUAUAAAACAUGACAUGAAUAUAUAUUCAUGCAAGUGUUUCAAUUCGUGAAGCAUUAUUUAUCUUAACAUUGUAGAACACGUUGUCCAAUAUGUCGGGAAAGUUUUGCACAUAAAUUAGAAAGAAGACCUCAUCCUUCAAAGAAACCGCCUGGAAAGCAGUAACUAUAUCAGGUCAUUAUUAUCUACGAAUAUUCACAUGAAUUGAAUACGAUUAAUUAGAUUAAUUACGAUUAAUUAGCAUUUCCAUAGCGGAAAUUUACAUGCAUA
This is a messenger RNA of Paramuricea clavata, 2479 nucleotides long. NCBI's taxonomy places the organism in Eukaryota, Metazoa, Cnidaria, Anthozoa, Malacalcyonacea, Plexauridae. The record is from the annotation of a GenBank genome assembly.